This is a messenger RNA of Clunio marinus, 252 nucleotides long. NCBI's taxonomy places the organism in Eukaryota, Metazoa, Arthropoda, Insecta, Diptera, Chironomidae. The record is from the annotation of a GenBank genome assembly.
AUGACUCAUGUUUCCGACCGUAAAACUUCAAAAAGAAAUUCUUUUCCAACGUACGUUCUUGGUUUGGGCUUUGAGAUUUAUUUUUCAAUGAGGUUUUUGAGGUCGCCAACUUUUCAACAUGCUGGUCACGUUCCGCAGUCUCGAGAGGGCAAAAUGAAUGUUAUUUUCUUAAGUCAAAAGCAAAUACUUAAGAAAACAACAAGAAGAAUGCUUCUCAAGAAUAUAAAAACUCUUCAAGACGAUGAAAACUGA